This is a messenger RNA of Archocentrus centrarchus (flier cichlid), 1988 nucleotides long. It is a transcript of the gene trhrb, whose product is annotated as thyrotropin-releasing hormone receptor b. Gene Ontology annotation, cellular component: membrane. Gene Ontology annotation, molecular function: thyrotropin-releasing hormone receptor activity. The transcript is spliced from 2 exons. Bases 1 to 1209 code for a protein of 402 amino acids. Gene Ontology annotation, biological process: phospholipase C-activating G protein-coupled receptor signaling pathway. The record is from RefSeq and is a predicted model, not a curated record. NCBI's taxonomy places the organism in Eukaryota, Metazoa, Chordata, Actinopteri, Cichliformes, Cichlidae.
AUGGAAAACUUCACAUCGGCUCCAGAGGAGAACCGCACUUUAGGGAUAUGGGUGGACUACAGCAUCCAAUACAAACUGAUAAGCAGCUUUUUGCUGUUCGUGAUUUGUGCUCUAGGAAUUGUUGGCAACGUUAUGGUGAUCCUGGUGGUGCUCACUACCAAACACAUGAGGACUCCCACCAACUGCUACCUGGUGAGUUUGGCUGUGGCUGACCUGAUGGUGCUCACAGCGGCCGGUCUGCCGGCAAUCACGGAAAGUAUCUUUGUGUCCUGGGUGUUUGGCCGCUAUGGGUGCCUCUGCAUCACCUACUUUCAGUACCUCGGGAUCAACGCCUCCUCUUGUUCCAUAACAGCUUUCACUAUCGAGAGAUACAUCGCCAUCUGCCACCCGAUUAAAGCCCAGUUUCUGUGCACGCUGUCCAGGGCAAAAAAGAUCAUUUUGUUCGUUUGGACUUUCACUUCCAUUUACUGCGUGAUGUGGUUUUACCUGUCAGACAUUCAGGAAAUGGUGUACGACAACAUCACCAUCGUCACCUGCGGCUACAGAGUUCCCAGGAAGUUUUAUUUGCCCAUCUACUUUUUUGAUUUCGGCGUCUUUUUCGUGCUGCCGCUGCUGCUCUCCGCGGUUCUGUACGGCCUCAUUGCCAGGAUCCUCUUCCUCAACCCGCUGCCCUCCGACCCUAAAGACAAGAAGAAGAACGGACACAACAACCACACCAUCAACAAGAGCACGAGCUGUAAAAACUCUCGACACUCCAGCUCCACCGCGACCUCCCGCAGACAGGUGACUAAGAUGCUGGCAGUGGUGGUGAUCCUCUUCGCCGCGCUCUGGAUGCCGUACCGCACUCUGGUGGUGGUCAACUCCUUCCUCGACCCAGCCUACUUGGACAACUGGUUCCUGCUUUUCUGCAGGAUCUGCAUCUACCUCAACAGCGCCAUCAACCCAGUCAUCUACAACGCCAUGUCUCAGAAGUUUCGUGCUGCUUUUCGCAAGAUCUGCGGCUGCGGGAGGAAAGGCUCGGACAAACCCGCCACCUACAGCGUGGCCCUCACCUACAGCGCUGUCAAGGACACGUCAAUGGUGGAAAGCACUGAUCACUUCACCACCGAGCUGGAGGAGCUCACUGUCACCGACGAACUACUGUCUGAUCAGAAAAUGAUGUUCCCAGACCCCUGUGUGUACGGAAAGGUGAACUUCAGUGAUGAUUGAGUUUAUUUUUUUUUUUUUUUUUGAUCCACUGAGAAUGAAAGACUUUUAAAAUGUUGCUAAAUGGAGUCUGUCAAGUGGAAGUAUUGUUUUCUGAGUGCUUGCUUACCAUUCAAAUCCAGGCCGCUGCAGCCAGAGAUGUAAACAUAGAUCACAGCCAGCGACGCGCCACGGCGGUCUUUGGAGUGCAAAGCCAAACAUGCUCUUCAUCAGGCGUGAUCGUGGACAUUGUAAAGCCACCAACGCUUACAGAUAAGCGCUUUCAUCACACAGCUGUUAUCUUUCCCACAUAAUAUCAUGUGUAUGAGUCAACAACCCAUGAACGGGACCGACAACACCAUUCCUGCUUCAGAUACAUGGAGUUUAUGUGUGUUAUGUUAUAACUCAGACCAGCACAGACUCAGUCCUGAUCUUUGAGGCUGAAUGACGCAGCAAGGCACGUCAAGAGGAAAUCAGCUGAACUUGAAUAACCAGACAUCCUGUGUUGUCAAUAAACCGGCCUUGAUGCAUUUAUUUUCACCCACAAAGAAAGUGAGCGGUGUGUUAUACCAAAGAAUACCAAAGGAAGAGCAAAAUUCUGGCUUGGUCGAAUGGAAUUUAGUCUUUAUCAUUUGAUUCACUUUAUUUAUUAUAAUCAUUAUUUUUGGAUGAAUGAAUUAAUUGUGCUACAGAAAAUACAGUUUAGGAUGAGUUAUUAUUAUUAUUAUCAGCUUCACUCAGACUUUCAGAGUUAUGCUGAGAAAAAAAAACAUUGUCAUACCCACCUUAAAAAAAUCCUCACC